GUGGGCGGGAGGGCAUAGGCAAGAGGGAGGACAGAAACUCCAAGCGGUGAUUAUGUGGAGGGGAUUUGCUAUGUCUCUUUUCCUCCCCCGCUUCUUUCUUUGUCCUCUUUCUCCGUGUUCCUCUCUUUGUCCCCUUUUCCUCGGUCUCCUUCUUCUGCAUUUGUCUGGGAGGAUCCUGGAGUGUUCUUUUGAUCGACUCAAUCUUUCUCUAGCACUUGAGUUCUGAUUGGCUGAAGGACUUAGAAGGGAAAAAAAAAAACUUUAAUUAAGUAGAUAAUCUCUUCUUUGGAAGUUUGGCAGCUCCAUUUCACCUCCUCUUAACUCUGUUUGGGAUCGCUUACACACCACGAAAGUUGGGGCUUGAGGGGAAUUCCAUCCCAUUACCACGGAGGAGUAUAUUUCCCCAUCUUGUCUGUCUCCUAAGUUUUUAGAAUUUUCUAUCUCUGCUACUCCAGAGGAUUAUGUUGCUUACGAAGCCUUCUGUGUGCAUCUUCCUUUUGACCUGUAUCCUCCGACUUGGCUACACCUGGUCAGUGAAUAAUUUCCUGAUGACUGGUCCAAAGGCUUACCUGAUCUAUUCCAGCAGUGUGGCAGCUGGUGCCCAGAGUGGUAUUGAAGAAUGUAAAUAUCAGUUUGCCUGGGACCGAUGGAACUGCCCUGAGAGAGCCCUGCAGCUGUCCAGCCAUGGUGGCCUUCGCAGUGCUAAUCGGGAGACAGCAUUUGUACACGCCAUCAGUUCUGCUGGGGUCAUGUACACUCUGACUAGGAACUGCAGCCUUGGCGACUUUGACAACUGUGGCUGUGACGACUCCCGCAAUGGGCAGCUGGGUGGCCAAGGCUGGCUGUGGGGAGGCUGUAGUGACAACGUGGGCUUCGGAGAGGCAAUAUCCAAGCAGUUCGUGGAUGCCCUAGAGACAGGACAGGAUGCCCGGGCAGCCAUGAACCUGCACAACAAUGAGGCUGGCCGCAAGGCGGUGAAGGGCACCAUGAAACGCACGUGUAAGUGUCACGGUGUGUCUGGCAGCUGCACCACGCAGACCUGCUGGCUGCAGCUGCCUGAGUUCCGCGAAGUGGGCGCACACCUGAAGGAGAAGUACCACGCAGCUCUCAAGGUGGACCUGCUGCAGGGCGCUGGCAACAGUGCUGCCGGCCGGGGUGCCAUCGCCGACACCUUCCGCUCCAUCUCCACGCGGGAGCUGGUGCACUUGGAGGACUCCCCGGACUACUGCCUGGAGAACAAAACGCUAGGACUGCUGGGUACUGAAGGCCGAGAGUGCCUGCGGCGUGGGCGGGCCCUGGGCCGCUGGGAGCGCCGCAGCUGCCGCCGGCUCUGCGGGGACUGCGGGCUGGCGGUAGAGGAGCGCCGGGCCGAGACCGUGUCCAGCUGCAACUGCAAGUUCCACUGGUGCUGCGCCGUCCGCUGCGAGCAGUGCCGCCGGCGGGUUACCAAGUACUUCUGCAGCCGCGCCGAGCGGCCGCGGGGGGGCGCGGCGCACAAACCCGGGAGAAAAUCCUGAGGGUCUCCUUUCUCCCCACCUCUCCCUCAUUUGUCCUUGGCUUCUUUUAGAGACCCCAGUAAUAGAGGCACCUAGGGAAUGCUCCCCGCCCCCCUAUCCUGCCCUGCCCAGGGAUCCCAAGAAAGAGAGACGCUGCAAUCUCUCCAGAGCUCUCCACUUUCCAACUCUUUCCCCCAAUUCCUCUGAGAUCUCAAACUCCAUCUGAGUCAUCCUCAUAGUCCACACUUAGGUCUGAGGACUCCCAGUCCUGAGAUUUUGAGCUAUUGAUCUUCCUUGGACUAGGAUGAGAACAGGCAUCCCUCUUCCCCUUCCCAGCUGCCCUAAUGCCUGACCUAGCCUCUGGAGCCUUAGGAAACCAGAAAAACACUUCCCGGAUAUGCAGGGUCAGGGUAAAGCCAUGCUUUUCUCUUUUUUACAAUUUCCUGCACCCCUCCCCCAUUUUUCUGCUGCCAGGUCUCUACCAUAGCCACAUCUUUUUUCUGCAGAGCUCCUCCGGUGCUACUGUUAGCUCCCUGCUAACUGUUGGCAGACACUCCAGCAAUCUCUAAUGCUUUUUCUCUUGUUCCCCUUUCCUGAAAAAAAAAAAAAAACUGUGACAAAACUGACCCAGGAAAAAGCAUGUCUUUGGGGACUAUUUCCUAAAGGCAGGGCCUGAAGAUGGAAGAAGUGGGAACCCUAGAGGGCCGAGUUGCUCGUGAUACUAUGUCUUCAGUGGACUUCACCAGUCAGGCUGUGAUCUUCCUAGACAAUCACCUGAAGAGCUCCAGACAUAAUGUCUAGGAACUAUGUAAGGGCAGAUUACCAGUCAUUUUCUAUCCCUUAAAGGAAACUUCUUGCUCAAAACCUAUUUCUUCCUAGCAACCAACUUUACCUCUCCUCCUGCCCCAAAGGAUCCUUGUUCCUCUGAGCCAAGACUGAGCUAAAUAAAGCCAAUUUCCCAUUCAGACCCCAGUUUGCACCUCUAAAAGCAGGUCAUAAGGAAGGAGAAGCUGGACCCUUCCUUUUCACAAAACUGGAUCUCAAAUAGGCAGGAUUCAGAGCAUUGGAUACUUUUCUUCAAUAGGUAAACUUCCUGCAAUGAAACUUUCCAAAUGGAAGCUCAGCACCUUGAACUUUAAUUUAUUAGGCACUGUGGUAUGUGCCUUCUUUUCUAGGUAUUGAACUUAUUCUUGGGGACGUAAGGGAGGGUGGGUGGAAGAUACGUCUAGGCCCUCUCUUCCCUCCCACCUUGCCAGAACAUGCCUUACUCCCCCCAUGGCCUAAGUAGUUAUGCUGGCCUGACUGAGGCUAAUCUGCCAACAAUUAAUGAAUCAUCUACGUAAAUCUUACACCAAUACAUUCACUCAGUAGCUAUGACUCACUGCUUGUGGUGCUUGAGACAGAAGCAGUAUAGCAGGGACUUGCUUCUUAAAGAGGGCUCUGGAAAGGGAAGAGUCAAUCCCUGACAGACUCUCUGUAGCCAAGGAGCUUCCCAGCCAUCUCCCUUCUCCUAAGCUGGUCAUGGCUCUGGACACAGAACUGCUCUUUAGGAGAACUGCUCAGAUGUCAGACCACCUCAUCCUACCUUCCAGAGUAGAGAGAACACAGAGAUGUGGCUCUAAGUAGGUGGGGGGAGGGGGAGCUGAGGCUUUAGGGGCUGACCCAUGAGAGUGGAAAGACUCCCUUUAUAUUCCAGAUUGGGACAGUGGCUGUUUUCCUGGUCAGACCCCAAAACCCUGGCCUCAUCCCUACACAUCCUCUGGUCGACUAACACUUACUGAGGAGAGAGGUUACCUGCCCUUCCUCACAGGGGACACACUUCCCUUCAGCGUGUUCUGGUGCUUCAUUUCCAGUUCUAUCAGCAAAAGGCCUUUUUUGCUCCAUCCCUCAGCUUUGAUCUGGGCCUUUUGAAUCUCCCAAUGUGUCCUUCUUCCCUAAUCAAACAGCAGCAUAUACUAACCUGGCUGUCCCACUUGGCAGAAUUACUUGAUAGUGUUCAGUAAGAAAAUCUGGCAAGACAGCUAGAAAAUAUAAAAGUACAGAGUUGUAAAGGAAAACUGCAUUCUCCAAGAGGUCUCUCAGCAUAAAAGUAGGAAUACUAUUGUGCUUCAUAUUUGAUCAUUCCAGGUCAGUACUUGAAACCUGUCAUGCUGCCAGAAAGUUCUUUCAUAGGUUGUUGUUCUGUAUUCCCAAAUGGAUAUGAUUGAUACCAGAUUCA
Canis lupus familiaris (dog) is the source of this 3714-nucleotide messenger RNA. It is a transcript of the gene WNT8B, whose product is annotated as Wnt family member 8B. The record is from RefSeq and is a predicted model, not a curated record. Lineage: Eukaryota; Metazoa; Chordata; Mammalia; Carnivora; Canidae. Gene Ontology annotation, cellular component: extracellular region. Gene Ontology annotation, molecular function: frizzled binding; cytokine activity. Gene Ontology annotation, biological process: cell fate commitment; canonical Wnt signaling pathway; neuron differentiation.